This is a messenger RNA of Oryza sativa Japonica Group (Japanese rice), 1987 nucleotides long. The record is from RefSeq and is a predicted model, not a curated record. NCBI's taxonomy places the organism in Eukaryota, Viridiplantae, Streptophyta, Magnoliopsida, Poales, Poaceae.
CGACGACGACGACGACUCCAUCGAUGGCUAGCUCCGACGAUAUAUCCAUCCAUUCAACAAUCUCCGGCCUAUAAGUACUCCAUCCCGCCGGCCGGCCGGUGACUCGAUCACCAUCAACACAAGCUAUAUCUCGAUCGAUCGCCACCGGCCGGCCACCGCGCGCCGCCGCAUCCACACCGUACGUCGAGACUAGCCGGCCGGCGAGGGAUCAGCGGCGGCGGCGGCGGAUCGAUCGACGGCGAUGGUGAGGGUGCCGUUCGUGACCGCGGUCACCACGGUGUUCAGCUACGGCGUCAUCUUCGGCUUCGGCCACCUCCGCGAUUGGUUCCGCGCCCUCCUCCGCUCCCUCUUCUCCGGCCACUCGCCGGCGGCAGCCGGUACCAACCUCAAGGGUUACGCGCCAAUUUGCGGAGGACAGGAGGAUUUCUAUUACCGACGAUUCGUUCGUCGCGUUCAGGACUGCUUUUGGCGACCAAUAGCCAGCAAGCCGGACGCAUGGUUCGAUGUGGUUGAGCGCUACUCAAAUGACAGCAACAAGACACUCCACCGUACCACAAAAACAUCCAGGUGCCUUAACUUAGGUUCCUACAAUUACCUUGGCUUUGCUGCGGCAGAUGAAUACUGCACUCCUCGUGUUAUUGAGUCACUAAAGAAAUACUCUGCUAGUACUUGCAGUGUCCGAGUCGAUGGAGGCAACACUAAGCUGCAUGUGGAACUUGAAGAACUGGUUGCAAGAUUUGUUGGCAAGCCUGCAGCUAUUCUCUUCGGCAUGGGUUAUGUGACGAACUCUGCGAUCAUUCCUGCCUUGAUUGGGAAGGGAGGCCUCAUAAUCAGUGAUUCACUGAACCAUAAUUCUAUAGUGAAUGGAGCAAGGGGUUCAGGAGCUAGUGUUCAAGUUUUCCAACAUAACAAUCCUGCACACUUGGAAGAGGUAUUGAGAGAGCAGAUUGCAGGAGGCCAGCCUCGCACACACCGGCGAUGGAAGAAGAUUAUUGUGAUUGUUGAGGGAAUAUAUAGCAUGGAAGGGGAGCUAUGCAAACUCCCUGAGAUUGUAGCUGUCUGCAAGAAAUAUAAGGCUUACACAUAUUUAGAUGAGGCACACAGCAUUGGGGCUGUUGGUAAGACAGGGAGAGGUGUUUGUGAAUUACUUGGAGUGGACCCAGCGGAUGUUGAUAUUAUGAUGGGAACAUUUACUAAAUCAUUUGGAUCUUGUGGAGGUUACAUUGCAGCAUCAAAAGAGAUUAUUGAUCAUCUGAAGCACAUAUGCCCUGCCCAUAUCUAUGCAACAUCCAUGUCACCUCCCGCUGUCCAGCAGGUCAUCUCUGCAAUAGAAGUAAUCCUUGGUGAAGAUGGAUCUGACAGAGGAGCCAAGAAGCUUGCUCAGAUUCGGGAGAACAGCAAUUUCUUCCGUUCAGAACUUGAGAAAAUGGGUUUUGAAGUUCUUGGAGACAACGACUCGCCUGUCAUGCCUAUCAUGCUUUACAAUCCUGCUAAAAUGCCUGCAUUCUCAAGAGAGUGCCUGAGGCAAAAGGUUGCCAUUGUUACUGUUUCAUUUCCGGCAACGCCACUGCUACUUGCCAGAGCUAGGAUAUGCAUAUCAGCUUCCCACUCUAGGGAAGAUCUUAUUAAAGGAUUGGAGGUUAUCAGCAAAGUUGGUGACCUCGUGGGAAUCAAAUAUUUACCAGUGGAGCAUGAAAAGACUACAUCUGCUGAGAAACUGAAGAAGAUUCAGUGAACACUGACUGAUAACUGGAACUCUACAAGCAAUAUAUAUACUGGGUCAUCUACCCUUUUAUUCUUUCCUUUGUUUCUGAAUUGGUUUAGAUCAUUACUUGUAUUCAGAGGAAGCGAAAUUUUCACUGUUAUAACGUAUUCUGAAUAUUGUGAGUAAAUCUCUGAAAUCAUGUAGAGAUAUUCUCUGUUUUGAUUUCAACUUCCUUUCAAGAUGCAGUAUCAGUUGAAUUGGUCCUAUGUGAAGCAAGCUUAA